AUGGCGACAAAUUCAAGUAGCCAGUAUAUUGGUAAAAUUGCAUCACUCAUUUCGACUGCGAACAUUCGUUAUGAAGGUACAAUUUACAUGAUUAAUAACGAUACGAUUACUCUGAAAAACGUGAGAAUAUUCGGAACAGAGGAUCGCAAGUGUGAAGUGUUCAUUGGUGUAGUGGUGGAUAUCAAACCUGUCAUCUCUUUCAACAGGUCUGGUAUUCAAACGAUCAGCCUUAUUCCCCAAUAUAGUUUCUUCGACCCUAGUAUCGCGGACCAGACUCCCGCUGCUAUGUCUUCUGAAAUGUCUGGCAAUGUUAUGCCGAAAGGUCCGAUGAACGCUCCGAUGCCCAUGCAAAGACCUGCGAAUCGCGACUUUUACCAAGGCAAUUACUACCGCAAUAUGCCUGGAGGCAUUCCAGAUCCCCUGGAAGAGCCAAUAAACAACGAUUUCGAUUUCGAGGAGUCAAACAAGAAGCUGGAGAAGGACGUGGAGGCAAUCGAGUCUUCCUCGCCUGCUUACAAGAAGGACGACUUUUUCGAUAGUCUGCAGGAGCGAAGUGAGGAGAGAGAGAUGAUUCUGGGCCGUCAUUAUCGCGGACGAGACGAAGAAACGUUCGGCAGACGCUCGCUGGAUGAGCGAAACCGCGAGAAUCGCAAGAAUUAUCGCUAUCAGAACUCCGCUCCGAACUAUGGACAGAACCGAGCCAGCUUCCAGAAGGGACAAAGCUGGGGACGUCGCGGCAACUUCUACAAGCAGACGAUGCCGCCUCCAUCCGGAAGAUUUGAGAGAGAUGUGAUGCCUGGAAAUUUGUAA
Molecule: messenger RNA, 810 nt
Organism: Blastocystis hominis
Lineage: Eukaryota; Bigyra; Opalinata; Blastocystidae
Exons: 7
Coding region: 1-810 (269 amino acids)
Source: RefSeq, a predicted model, not a curated record